This is a messenger RNA of Eurytemora carolleeae, 1257 nucleotides long. Its product is annotated as lachesin. Lineage: Eukaryota; Metazoa; Arthropoda; Copepoda; Calanoida; Temoridae. The coding region runs from base 3 to 1220 and encodes 405 amino acids. The record is from RefSeq and is a predicted model, not a curated record. The transcript is spliced from 17 exons.
AAAUGAUUUUAUCCGAAGGUCUUCUGCUCUUUAUAUCCUUCGUAAUAACAAAAGGAUCUGAUAUUGAUGAUUAUACUUACCCAGAAUCUGAAUAUCAUUACGAGGACUACAAUAUGACAGGUUACUAUGAAGAUGGGUUAGGGAGUGGGUUAGAACCAGAUUAUAUUCAGGAAACUGAGGUAGUCCCAGCAUUUAUAGAAGAUGAAAGUCGUCUUGAAGUGGAUCGAGGAAAUACUGCUCGGUUAGUCUGCACAGUGAGUCAAUUAGGAAGCAGCUUAAUAUCAUGGAAACGAGUAAACGAGGAUGGAAAUCAAGUUUACCUAAGCAUGGGAGAUACUCUUAUGAUCAAAGACAGAAGAAUGAGUGUUGUUGUAUCAAGUGGUUCUCCUGCUUCCUCUACUUUAACUAUAGCUCUUGUGGAAGAAAAGGAUACAGGAGAUUAUGAAUGUGAGGUUUCCAGUAUUCCACCGAUAAACAAAUUGUACAGGGUUGAAAUGAGAUCUCCACCACGAGUAAAAGUACAGGGUGUUCCUGAAUCAGGGAAUAUUGUUCUCAAUCUGGGGGAUACGCUAUACCUUACUUGCCAGGGGUUUGGAGACCCUGCUCCCUCCCUACACUGGUUUAGGGAGCAUGGUUUACUCCCUACAGGGGAACAAACACAGGAAGGAGAAAGGUUAGCGUACAGCAGUGUACGUAAGGAGCACUCUGGUACAUAUGGUUGUACCGGAAACAAUGGAUUUGGGCAGCCCAGUACACAACUAGUCACAGUUAGAAUUAAACAUGAACCGGAAGUGGUGGUCUAUAAACAAGUUAGCGAGGAUUACAUUCAGUUAACUUGUAAAGUAGAGAGUUAUCCGGAAGUAAAUGAGGUGGUUUGGAGUUGGAGUGGAGGGAAACUUCAACCUAGCAUACAGACGGAGACAGUAGAGAGUGGAAACCAUAUUCUCAAUGUUGUAAGAAAAACACAGAAACCUAUUGGAGGAACAUAUACUUGUAUUGCAGAGAAUAUUGUUGGUAAACAACAAUCCUCAGAACAAAUAGAAGAAAACAAUAGAGCAGAGGAGAUACAGGAUAUACUGUCCAGGCAUGAUUCAAACCUAAAGCAAGAUUUUGAGGAAACUGCUGAACAGAUUUCUUCAGCAUCAAGUCAUAUCAAUCUUCCUAUUCAUAUUGGCAAAUCCAUUCUUUCGAUAAUCUUCUUCUUCUCUCCACUCUUCUAGUUCUUCUGCUUCUUCUUCUUCUUUUUCGUCUUCUUCU